Molecule: messenger RNA, 1401 nt
Organism: Chaetomium globosum CBS 148.51
Lineage: Eukaryota; Fungi; Ascomycota; Sordariomycetes; Sordariales; Chaetomiaceae
Exons: 2
Coding region: 1-1401 (466 amino acids)
Biological process (GO): actin filament polymerization; regulation of DNA-templated transcription
Cellular component (GO): actin filament; cytoplasm
Molecular function (GO): DNA-binding transcription factor activity, RNA polymerase II-specific; actin binding; microtubule binding
Source: RefSeq, a predicted model, not a curated record
AUGGCAGACGAAUACCGCAGAGGACGGGUGGAACCACCACGAGAUAAUGCUGAAGACCUGCGCUACCCACCUCCUCCCGAGGGUGAAGACCGAAGGCGACUCCCCGCAACAGGACCAGACGGCAUGCCGCUCCCGCCCAUGCCCUACCCGCCUCCUGGCCCGCCGUAUCAAUCGGAUCCGCGGUACCAAGAGAGGGCUUAUGCACCAGACCCAAGAUACCAAGCGGACCCGAGGGGCUGGAUGCCGGAGCCACCCGCCCCGAACGGCUACGCUCCUCAACCAGAUGCUCGUUAUCCUCCACCUUUCCCCCCCCAGGACCCACGUCAGUUUGAAGACCGUCGGCAGUUCGAUGACCGUAGGCCGUACGACGACAGGAGGCAGUACGACGACCGGCGGCAGUACGACGACCGGAGACAGUAUGAUGAGCAGCGGUUGUACGACGAGCAGAGGCAGUACAACGACCGGAGGGGGUAUCCUCCUGAUCCAUACUACGAUCCGCAGCAGGCCCCGCCGGGCAGGGGCGGGUACGGCGCCGACUACUAUAGGUACCCGCCCGGGCCUUAUUACGGAAUGGGCCCUCCGCCACCGCCGCCCCCUUCCCAACAACAAUCCGCACCGAGGCAAAGGACGUCGAUUGCCUGCCGAUAUUGCCGCAAGAGAAAGAUCCGCUGCAGUGGCUACACGCACACCACUAAUGGUAAAUGCACCAACUGCGACAAACUCCGAAUCGACUGCAUCUUUCAGCCCGUGUCGUCGAAUUCCUCGGCCGCAUUUGUCCCGGUGUCGGCGGUCCCGGGCGGAGUUCCGCCGGGGACGCCGCUCUACGGGGCUUAUGGCCAACCUUUACCCCCCACCGCCCAGUCAGGUCAGCAACCUCGUGCUUAUCCGUACCCGGCCGCUGAAUACACCCCACCGAUGCAUUCACCCACGGGGUCUUACCCACCACCACCUUACGACGACAAGGAUCCUAGCCGCCGACGAACCCGGCCGCCGGAGGAGGAGCACAGCGCUCGACCACCUCCGCCAAACUACCCGCUUGACGAUGACCCCCGAAGGCGAUCUCCUGUUUCAAUCCAUAGCAACGGCACCCCGCCCACAGUUUAUCACUCGUACCAGCAGAGCCCUUAUGACCGGGACACACCUCCCACCCCGAAUCAGAACACACCCGGCCGCCCCAUCCCGCCACCGUCACAGAUGCGAAACUCACAAGCUGGGCCAUCCCAGACGCAGCAGCAGCAGCAGCAACAACAGCCUCAGCAGCAGCAGCAGCAGUCUCAGCUCCCACCUCAGGCAAAGAGCCAGCCAAAUCCGAUGAGUCUGGAUAACCUGAUGGGCCCCGCACCUCGUACAGUCAACGAAAUUGACCAAAGCAUGCUGGGGAGGUUGAAUCGGCGAUCGUGA